This is a messenger RNA of Echinops telfairi (small Madagascar hedgehog), 2491 nucleotides long. It is a transcript of the gene SLC38A3, whose product is annotated as solute carrier family 38 member 3. Gene Ontology annotation, molecular function: L-histidine transmembrane transporter activity; L-glutamine transmembrane transporter activity; L-asparagine transmembrane transporter activity. Gene Ontology annotation, biological process: histidine transport; L-glutamine transport; amino acid transmembrane transport. The record is from RefSeq and is a predicted model, not a curated record. NCBI's taxonomy places the organism in Eukaryota, Metazoa, Chordata, Mammalia, Afrosoricida, Tenrecidae. The coding region runs from base 284 to 1807 and encodes 507 amino acids. The transcript has 17 exons.
UGCCUUGCUUCAGCGGCCGUCCUUCCGGCAGCCUGCCAGAUUGUCCCCCUGCCAGGGGCCCCUCCGCCUGUGUCUUCAAUCCCCUCUGUGAGCGGUUUUGUGUUCUUCCCACCACAUCAAAGAUUCGGCCGCUGGGUCUCCAACCCCACAGCGUCCUCCUCCGGGAUCAAAGCCUUGCUCGCAUUUAGAAUCCCUGACAGGGACGGAGGAGUAGUCUGUGAACAAGACGCCUGCGUGUCCGGGCCCAAGCCGCUGCUCCUGCCGGUCGUCCGGGGGCUGAGCCAUGGAGGUGCCUCUGCAGACAGAGAUGGUGGAGCUGGUGCCCAAUGGCAAGCCUUCGGAGGGGUUGCUCCAGGCCGCCGCGCCAGCGCUGGACAAGCAGAGACUGGAGGGCCCCAGACAGAGCUGCGGGGGUGGCGCGGAGGCCGAGGACUUCCUGCAGAAAAGCCCCAGCAAGGAGCUGCACUUCAGUGACUUCGAGGGGAAGACGUCUUUUGGGAUGUCGGUGUUCAACCUUAGCAACGCCAUCAUGGGCAGUGGCAUCCUGGGGCUGGCCUACGCCAUGGCCAAUACGGGCAUCGUCCUCUUCCUAGUCCUGCUGACCGCCGUGGCCCUGCUCUCCAGCUACUCCAUCCACCUGCUGCUCAAGUCCUCAGGCAUCGUGGGUAUUCGUGCCUACGAGCAGCUGGGCUAUCGUGCCUUCGGGACUCCCGGCAAGCUGGCAGCAGCCCUGGCCAUCACGCUGCAGAAUGUUGGAGCCAUGUCCAGCUACCUGUACAUCAUCAAGUCCGAGCUGCCCCUGGUCAUACAGACCUUCCUGAACCUGGAGGAGAAAACUUCGGACUGGUACUUAAAUGGAAACUACCUGGUGAUCCUGGUCUCUGUCACCAUCAUCCUUCCCUUGGCGCUGAUGCGGCAGCUUGGCUACCUGGGUUACUCCAGUGGCUUCUCUCUAAGCUGUAUGGUGUUCUUCCUCAUCGCUGUCAUCUACAAAAAGUUCCAGGUGCCCUGCCCGCUGCCCCUCCACAUUGCCAAUAUCACAGGCAACGCCAGCCACGCGGAGGUCCUCAGGGAGGGGGGGCAGCUGCACGUAGAGGGGAGCACUGAGGCUCUCUGCACCCCGAGCUACUUCACACUCAAUAGGCAGACAGCAUACACCAUUCCCAUCAUGGCCUUUGCCUUUGUCUGCCACCCUGAGGUGCUGCCCAUCUACACGGAGCUCAAGGACCCCACCAAGAGGAAGAUGCAGCACAUCUCCAACAUGUCCAUCGCCGUCAUGUACGCCAUGUACUUCCUGGCCGCCCUCUUCGGCUACCUCACCUUCUACGACGGGGUGGAGUCAGAGCUGCUGCACACCUACAACAAGGUGGACCCCUUCGACGUGCUGAUCCUGUGCGUGCGGGUGGCUGUGCUGACCGCCGUCACGCUCACUGUGCCCAUCGUGCUGUUCCCGGUGCGCCGGGCCAUCCAGCAGAUGCUGUUUCAGAACCAGGAGUUCAGCUGGCUUCGGCACGUGAUCAUCGCCACCAGCCUGCUCAUCUGCAUCAACCUGCUGGUCAUCUUCGCUCCCAACAUCCUGGGCAUCUUUGGGGUCAUCGGCGCCACCUCCGCCCCAUGCCUUAUCUUCAUCUUCCCUGCCACCUUCUACUUCCGGAUCGUGCCCGCCGAGAAGGAGCCUGCCAAGUCCACCCCGAAGAUCCUGGCCCUGUGCUUCGCCAUGCUCGGGCUUUUGCUGAUGACCCUGAGUCUGAGCUUCAUCAUCAGUGACUGGGUCUCCGGGACCGGCCGGCCUGGAGGAAGCCACUAGAGCGCCCUCCACCCCCCAGCCCCUGCCCUGCCCCAUCUGCUCACCCUAGCACCCCGCCCGGCAUGCCCAGCCCCGGCUCCUGCCCGUGGCCGGUGGUGAAGCAGGUGUGAGGCAGGGUUGGCCCUACUCCACCCACGCCUGUUCCGUCCACGGGCAUGCGUAGGAAGGUUGGGAUUGAGGAUUCCGGCCACCAGCAUGCUGGGGUCCCAAGCUGCAGAGGCCUCCUUUAGCGGAGUGGGGGUGAAUGGGGCACAUGUGUCCCUUGUCCCAUUUUGUUACUUCAGCUGCCGCCCUGCACAGAUGCCCACACUCAGAGCCAGCGGCUGCCCCCGGAGCCCAGGCUCCACUCCCAGAAGCCUCAUCUGCCCAGCCCCUCCCUCACCUCUCCUCCCUCGGUCCCCCAGCCCCUUUCAGGCCCUUGAACACCUGUGGCCCCUUCUCCUGUGGAGCCAGGGCAGGCUCCACCAUGGGACCCCCGUUCUGCCUGUUCACCUACCCUGGGGAGGCUGGGACUCCCCCCUCCCCCCACCCUCAGCCUGGGCCCUGGGCCACAGCCCACAUUCCACAGCCAGCAAAAGGGAGAGGCUGGGGCUCAGUGUCCCUGCACCCUAGGCCAGGGAUCCCAGGGGCGGGGGUGGGGAGGUUGUCAGCUCCCCCCUUUUAUAAAUAUUCUACGUAAGACCA